AUGUAUUUUAUUAUCUACCUUCUUUUCCAUUAAAUACAUAGCUAAUGCUUUUAGAAGUAUAAGGACUAGACAAUCUAUUUAUCUCCUGGAGAAAUUUUAAAAUUAGAUUUGUAAAAUUACAUAUAUGGUAAACAACUUCAAUAUUCAUCAUCAAAUAAAUGUAUAGAGAAUAAAUUUAAUUUUAAAAACAUAACUUUAUCCAAGGAAUACGAAUCAGAUUAUUCAGAAUAUAGUUUAUGUUAUGAUCCUAAGAGUGGAAUUUGUAAUAAAAAAGAAAUUUAUUAUUAUUUUUAUAGAGUUUGGACAAACUGUGUAAAUGUAUGUUGUUAAAAAAUAAGUGACAAUAAUGUUUUACAAUUUCACUGAUAAUAUUUCAAAGCUCAUUUAUCAAACUAAAUUUUCAAUAGAACAAGUAAAGCUUAAUUAACUUAUGUGAUAGAACUUCUAUUGUUAAAAUGUUUUAUGUAUGAGAUUAAAUCUGAGCUUAAUUGAAUGCUAACAUAAUUUCAAAUAGCAAUCAGCUAUAUAUUUGAUUAAUGCAACUUCAGAGUAGACCUAAAUCUAUUUUUUAUAAAAUGAUGAAUUGGGUCCUAUUUAGUAAAUGAUAUCAUAAUUUAUAGAGCAGGACUGAUUAAUUCAAAUAACGAAGAACUUGUUAGUUUUUAUAAAAUGAUCAAUCUAUAUUAUAAUAAUAGUCGAAUAGACAUGUAUUCUAUAAAUAUAACAUCUAAAGAAUUUACUAAAUCUACCAUGAUAGACAAAUUACUAUAUAAACUAGAAUCAUUGAAUAUUUAUGCUUUUUUGAUUUAUAAUUCAGCUAUUUAUUUUUUAUCUAAAGAACUUGGAUUAUGUUAUGUAAAAAGUCAAAACAAUUAAUAUUGUUGGAAAAUGGCAAAUGUCUUUGAUGUUUUUAGUGUUUACAUAGAAUAAAAUGGAUAUCAUAGUAUACUUCUAGGAUCCACUUUUACAUCAGAUAUCUUUAAAGCUUAUUUAUUUGAUGACGAAACUUAUAAAAUUAUUCAAAUGUAUAAAUUGUAAAAAAAUAUGACAUUUUAAUAAAUAUUCCAUAAUGAUAAAUAUAGUUUUAUUAUUGGACAUAAAAACAAUAAUACAAAGAAGUACUUGAUAGAAAUUUAUUCUUAAAUGGAUGAUACAACUUCUAACUUAUAUUAAACAAUAGAAAUUAAUUCACAUAAGGAAUUAUUUUAUUUUGAUAGUUUAAAUAGUAUAAAAUAAAUAUUAUUAAUUUAGAUAAUGCAUAUGUAAUAAACAAUCAUUCAAUAUCAAUUAUAACUCCUCGAGUUUCAUAUUUAACUAUUGAUGAUGAUUUAUGUUUUUAAGAAAUUGUUGAAAUCACAGCUGCAUUUCCAUCAUAUGAAUUAGAAUCGUUUUGUAAUUUUACUUUUUAUGUAAUGAAAUUGGAGGAAGGAAGUUAAGAUGUUUAUGACAAAUAAUAGUUAGAAUACUCUGUUGUUGUUUUAAAUAAAAGUAUUAAUAACUUAUACUUGAAUAAUUUUGUGAUCGGACCCAAUGUAGAUUAUUAUUUAUAUAAUUAAUCUGAUGAGAAUUCAAAUGAGAAUGAUUUUGAGAGAAUUAAAUUUAAAGAACAAUACAAAAUCUUCUAUGCAUAAACUAUGGAUAUUACUUAAAUUAUUUUCACUCGUGCCUUUCAAAUUGCACUAGAAAAUCAAUAUAUAUAAUUAAUCUAAUGGAAAGAUUUCCUUCUUUAAAUAUUUUAUUGCAUCAUUAAUGAAGGUGCAAGAGAGAUUAAUUGUAAUUUCAAACAAAGCAUUACACUUUCCCUUCAAAUAUUAUAAGUUAUUACAGGCCUUUCAUGUUAAACUGAAUGUUUUGUAAUUAGACAUGAAAAAAGAGCAGAUCUUUAUAUUGAAUAUAAUAAUAAGUUUAUAACUUCGAAUUGUUAUAUUACUUCCUUAAAUAAUAUAGAAACUAUUAAAUUACAUCUUCAAAAAUAUUUAGUUGAAUUAGAGAAUAAUAAAAUUCAGGUAUAAAUAUUUUUUAUUUAGAUUUUUUUACCUAAUUAUAAAUAAACUAUGACUUGUGUUCUAGAAAAGGUUUUCGAGAUUAAUUCUCUUGAAUUAGAAUAACUUAUUAAUGCUAAAAAGUCUAUCAAUAUUUUUAAUGUUAAAACUAAUAUCAAUAUUUACAAUCUCUAUAUUUCUACAAAUUAAGGAUUAAUUAUUAUUGAUCCAGAUUUAAUGCGAUUUCAAUAAACCUAAUUAAUUGCAUUCGUCUAAUUUAAUUAAUAAUUUGACACAGUAUUAUAAGUGAUUAGAAAUCGAAUAAUAACACUUUAAUACACUAAGAUUAUUAUCAUUAAUCUUGUUUAAUAAAACUUUUAUUAUAAUGAAAAAGUGCUGCCUUUUUAUGAUUUUACUAUCACAAAUACAGGAAAUUCAUAAGUAGCAUUUUCUUAAAACUAUUUCUAUUUGCAAGGAAAAGAUUCAAAUUAUACUGAUGUUAUUAUCAUUUACAAAGUGGAUGAACCUUAAAUUUCAACUUUUCAUACAUACUUUUCCAAAAUAAAUAAUCUAGAUUUUAGUAUUAUUCAAAAAUAAGAUGAUGAAGUAUUUUUGGUUCAAUUGUUUGAAGCUUAAAAACUAUACAGUUCUGUAAAUUUGUAAUUCAGGUCUUCUUAAUCAAAAGUAAUUAAAGUGCUUUUCUAAGGAUUUACAAGUUAUGCAAAAUUAAUGGAUGUUAAUGUAACUGUGAAAACAGCAGAAAAACAAUAUAAUCUUUCAUUGUUAAUCACUGAGACUUAAAAAAUAAAUUAUAGUAAUUAAAGUCAGGAAUACAUUAAAUUAGAUAGAUUUAAUGAUUACAUUAUGGGAAGUGUAAGUGAAUGGUCGAUUAAAUGUUUUUAAUGCAAUAAAGAAUUGGAACUUAUAAAUAAUAUUAAUUAUGACUAAUAUUUAACAUCCAUUCCAAAUACUACUUAAAUAAAACACACCAAUGAUUAUGUACUAAUAUAAUAAGAACAGAGUAUUAUAGCAAUUGAUAAUUUUGGAUUAGUCAAAUAUUUUAUUCCUUUGCCUUUAACAGAAUAGUCUACAAAAUGUACAUCAAUAACUGCUAAUACAUGGGAGACGAAAACAAAAAUAGUGGUUUCAGUUUGUAAUGCUACUUCUUCAGCUUAAUUUUAUAUAACUUCAUUUUUAAGUUCAUUUCCUGUUUCUAUGGGUCCGUUUUAUUCUCCAAUAUUAAUAAAUCAAAUUACUCACAUCAGAAUGUUACACGAAAUUUUAUUUAUUUUAGAUGUUGUAACUGAGUAUGUUUAUUUGUUCAAUUUAACACUUGAUGAAAAUUAGAGUGAUGUUUUAAAAGUGAUUAAUUCUUUAAAUGCUAGGGAAUUCACUGCUGAUACAGGACAAGUUUUUGUUAGUUUUGAUGUAGCUUAUAAUAAUGGAACUUAUCUUUUAUUUUUGUUAACAAAUUCUUCAUGUAGAUUAUAUUUUUUAUAGUAGAAUUUAUUAUUUAUACAUAUCCUUAGGAUGAUGCUUAUUCAGCAGAUUUAAUAUCAUUUUUUUAUGGAUUAGGAUUUGUAGACAUACCCUCUAACAUAAUUCCAUAAGCAUUAAUAGUAGCUGAAGCAGGAUAAUAGAAUUAAAUUCAAUAUUACAGGAUUAUUGUGGCUAAUUAAAAUUUUCACCAUUAUGAAUUAGAAAUUAAAAUUAAAAAUACAGAAAAAGAUACACUCGUUACUUUAGAAUUUAUAAGAGCUUAUAUGUAAUAUGGAUAUUUCUAUGGAAAUGGAAAAAUUCGAGUCUCUGAAGAAUCUUAAGGAUUCUUUGGUUUAAUUUAUUAAAAUCCUUUAGAUGAUAAAUAAAAGAUAUUGGUUGUUUAUGAUAGGUUUAGUAACAGCACAGAUAAGUUGAUUAAGAUUCUAGGAGGAUAUAAAAUUCAAUCAACAAAUUAAAUGUAAUUUGCUUAGUAAUAUUUUAGUCUAUUUGAUUUUUUGCAUUUUAAAAGGAAAAACGAUGAGUUUUCAUAUAGAAUCAUUUUAUAAGAUGGAUCUUGUAUAAGUUCUUUGAUUUUAUCGAGAUAUUUGGCAAUUAAAGUAAAAGAUAAGGAAUUUUAAACCUAAAAUAUAACAUUCAAUGCUUCAAAUGAUUUUGGAAAAUGGGUAAGUUUUCAAGCCAAUAUAUAUAAUAUAUCAGGAUAGGUAAUAAUGGUUAAAUGAUUAAUUUAGGCAAACUUAUUAUUCGUAAUGAUAUCUUUGGGAUUUGUUGUAUUUAUAGUAAUAAUUACAUCAUGGCUUUAUAUUAAGAAUAAAUUGGAUAAGUUAGAAGUGAAGGAAUUUUUUGAGGUGAUAGAAGAAGAAGAAGAAAAAAAUGAAAUAAUAAGAGAAUGA
Paramecium sonneborni is the source of this 4372-nucleotide messenger RNA. The record is from the annotation of a GenBank genome assembly. NCBI's taxonomy places the organism in Eukaryota, Ciliophora, Oligohymenophorea, Peniculida, Parameciidae.